UUGCGCUUCGAUGGGACGUCACGUCAGCUGCCGUCGUGUCGGAAUUGGAAUGUUACCGACUAACAAUCGGAACAACUGAGCACUCGGUAAUUGAACACUAGGAUCAAGGAAUCCCGUCUUUAUGAACAUUUUCUCAGCUAUUUACCCAGUCUGAGAUUAGCAUUUGUUUCCUCGUGUCGACCGGAUAACUUCGCCUGCUGCGGGGCUCCCCGCCGAUCCGGUUUUUAUUCUAAAUCAGCGGGUAUGUGUGGAGGUUGUAAUAAAUAAGAAGAGAAAUGCAGGGAUUCGUCAGGUUACAGUCGGACCGCUGAGCUUCCCCUGCGCUGCGACGCUUCCGCUGGUUUUUUGCUUCUCUUUACACGGGACCAUGGAGUGAUAAAAGAGGGGGGAUAGGACGAAAUCACCCCGAGGCAUUUAGAUCCGAGCGCCGCGGGCACACCGUCGGGUUUUUACACUCCCUGGUCAAUGUGUUACCGAAUUUAACACCCUAACCGGGGUAUACCUUUCCGUCUGUGAGAGCCUCGGGGACCCCUGCCGCUGUUCAUCCAGGGGGAGAGAGUUCCUAGACGACUGUCGGACAGUUUUCCAUUUGAAUAGCCCACACCGCCAGCCUGAAUGAGAGUGAGAAGGAGCGCAGGGGAAGAGAGUCGCUGCAUGUGAUUGUGUCCGAGAGGGUCCGGUCAGCACUGGUCUUAUUAGCUGCACCCAAGCCCCUCUGUAGGCACCGUGCGAUAUGGUGAAACUCUACAGAAGAGGGAGCACGGGACAAUACUUUUAAAAUCGCCCACAUGCACUGGAUCAAUUGCUGGAUUUGGGAACCGAAUACGCAGAAGGGGGGCUGGGGAUCCUUGGAGGCUGCCGGAGGAUGGAGCGGUGUAGCCUGGGUUGGUGAGAGCCUAACUUCGGGCCAAUUUACAUUUCUUAUUCCUAAACAACUCGCCCCUGUUCCCAGGACACAUGCAGGCCAAAAAACGCUACCUGAUCCUGCUCUCCGCCGGUGCAUGUCUAGUGCUUCUCUUCUACCUCGGAGGGGUUCAACUUCCAGCGGCGGGCAGGAGCCGGCACGACCGCAGCCGAAAUGGGUACCGGCCCGACCAGCCCUGGCCUCACUUCUCAGACCCUUUACAUCUUUUCCUGCCCUGGGAUCAGACGGACAACGAGGAGUACAACCUGCACAUCUCCCCGACGCAGAAGAGGGACGUCAACACGAGUGUUUACAAAGGCAAACGCUGCCGCAUGGACUCAUGCUUUGAUUUCUCUCUGUGUCAAAAGAACGGAUUCAAAGUUUAUGUUUACCCACAGCAGAAGGGGGAGAAGAUCUCAGAGAGUUAUCAGAAUAUUUUAUCGACCAUUGAGGGGUCCAGGUUUUACACCUCAGACCCCGGACAGGCUUGUCUGUUCGUUCUGAGUCUGGACACUCUAGACCGGGACCAGCUGUCCCCGCAAUACGUCCACAACCUGAAGACCAAGGUUCAGAACCUGCCUCUGUGGAACGACGGCAGGAACCACCUCAUAUUUAACUUGUACUCGGGGACGUGGCCGGACUAUACGGAAGACCUGGGCUUUGAUAUCGGUCAGGCCAUGUUGGCCAAGGCCAGCAUCAACACCGAGAACUUCAGGCCCAACUUCGACGUGUCCAUCCCCCUUUUCUCCAAGGACCACCCGAGGACCGGCGGAGAGAGGGGGUACCUCAAAUACAACUCCAUCCCGCCUUUUAGAAAAUACAUGCUGGUGUUCAAGGGGAAGCGCUACCUGACAGGUAUCGGCUCGGACACCAGGAAUGCCUUACAUCACGUCCACAACGCAGAGGAUGUGGUGCUGCUCACCACCUGCAAGCAUGGCAAAGACUGGCAGAAGCACAAGGACGCACGCUGUGACAAGGACAACGCAGAGUAUGACAACCUGACUGGUUUUUACCCUUCACUCCACCUCCUUGCUCCCUUUCAAGCAUGAAGUAAAAGAUCUCCAGCCAGUCUAUUAGCUCCCUGGACAACCCCCCUCCCUUUCCUAUGAAGGAAUUCACCCCCUCCUAGCUCCAGUCCAUAGAAGCACAGCAGCAGCCUUUACCAGGAUAUGCAGGGACACGUUUGAUUUGCACCCUUUACUUAGUGCAAAUUAAGUGAAAGUUGACGGUGGGAGUUUUUGCUCAUAAAGUAGUAUCAGUGAUACGGUGACCCUGUCAUGGCAAAAUGCUGCUUCCCUUUUAAAAGUGCACGUAGUGUAGUUUACGUACGCUGUGGUGUGUAACAUGUUUGGUUGAAUUAUGAGG
Molecule: messenger RNA, 2269 nt
Organism: Micropterus dolomieu (smallmouth bass)
Lineage: Eukaryota; Metazoa; Chordata; Actinopteri; Centrarchiformes; Centrarchidae
Product: exostosin-1b-like
Exons: 2
Coding region: 958-1953 (331 amino acids)
Cellular component (GO): Golgi apparatus
Molecular function (GO): acetylglucosaminyltransferase activity; glucuronosyltransferase activity
Source: RefSeq, a predicted model, not a curated record